AGCAAGAUGCCAUUUUCCAAUGACACCCAACUCCAUCCCUCCUUCUUCCUGCUGCUGGGAAUCCCAGGACUGGAAAACAUGCACAUGUGGACUGGCUUUCCCUUUUGUGCUGUGUAUCUGAUUGCCCUCGUGGGAAACCUCACUAUCCUGUUUGUCAUCCUGACUGAGCACAGCCUCCACCAACCUAUGUUCUACUUCCUGGCUAUGUUGGCUACCACCGACCUGGGACUGUCCACAGCCACCAUCCCUAAGAUGCUGGCUAUAUUCUGGUUCAGCCUCAGGGAGAUCAGUUUUGGUGCCUGCCUCACCCAGAUGUUUUUCAUUCACAUCUUUACUGGCAUGGAGUCAGUAGUGCUCCUUGCCAUGGCUUAUGACCGCUAUGUGGCUAUCUGUAACCCUCUCCAUUAUAACAUAAUCCUUACUAAGAAGACAGUGUUUAUUAUUGGUUUUGGGGUGGUUGGGAGAUCUUUCCUCUGUGUAUUCCCCUUUGUAUUCCUCAUCCUGCGGCUGCCCUUCUGUGGACACCAUGUCAUCCCCCACACAUAUUGCGAACACAUGGGUCUUGCUCUUCUGGCUUGUGCAAGCAUCAGGGCCAACAUCAUAUAUGGUCUGGGGACCAUAGCCAUCCUGGGAUUUGACAUCAUGGCCGUUGCUCUCUCCUACAUCCAAAUUCUCCGGGCUGUUUUCCGACUACCGUCCCGUGAGGCCAGGCUCAAGACUCUCAGCACCUGUGGUUCCCACGUCUGUGUAAUUUUGGCCUUUUACACUCCAGCCCUCUUCUCUUUUAUGACACAUCGCUUUGGCCGAAAUGUUCCUCGCUACAUCCAUAUUCUCCUGGCUAAUCUGUAUGUGGUUAUUCCACCAAUGCUCAAUCCCGUCAUCUACGGAGUUAGGACCAAGCAGAUCCGUGAACAGGUGCUCAGAAUAUUCACCCAGAAAUAA
Molecule: messenger RNA, 942 nt
Organism: Manis pentadactyla (Chinese pangolin)
Lineage: Eukaryota; Metazoa; Chordata; Mammalia; Pholidota; Manidae
Product: olfactory receptor 52E4-like
Exons: 1
Coding region: 7-942 (311 amino acids)
Biological process (GO): G protein-coupled receptor signaling pathway
Cellular component (GO): membrane
Molecular function (GO): olfactory receptor activity; G protein-coupled receptor activity
Source: RefSeq, a predicted model, not a curated record